Anisakis simplex (herring worm) is the source of this 465-nucleotide messenger RNA. The record is from the annotation of a GenBank genome assembly. NCBI's taxonomy places the organism in Eukaryota, Metazoa, Nematoda, Chromadorea, Rhabditida, Anisakidae.
AUUGGUACUUGGCGGGUUCGAUUCCCGUUCGAUUCGGAGGAGAAAAGUUUUGCACUCGAAAUCGAGUGCUGGUGUACCAAUAUCUUUUUGUUUUAUGUGACUUCAGGCGAGUUGACCCCUGUAUCGGCCACCACCCAAACACAACACUCGCCGAAUUCAGAGCCGACCACACGACGCCUCUCGACCAGACCGUUGCAUCAUCAUAAGGCUCAAACGGAACCAAUUUCAGCGUCAGUUCCAUCGUCCACCUUCAAGAUUUUGUCGAUCUGUCGAAAGUGGUCCCAUGGACGAUCUUGGGAUCUGAGCGAUUCAGAGGACGCAGAAGGAGACGACGACGAUUCCGAUGAGUUCGACGAUGACUCGGAUGAGUUAGAGGAGGAUCUGGAUGAUGAGUGUCAAGAGAAUUGUCUAGUGAUUCGGUCCUAUCGUCACCUCCAACAACAGCUCAAUAUCCAGCAACAAUAG